Messenger RNA from Salvia hispanica, 595 nucleotides. Its product is annotated as profilin-3-like. Gene Ontology annotation, molecular function: actin monomer binding. Lineage: Eukaryota; Viridiplantae; Streptophyta; Magnoliopsida; Lamiales; Lamiaceae. Gene Ontology annotation, cellular component: cell cortex. The record is from RefSeq and is a predicted model, not a curated record.
UUAGAGGAUUGAAUAUGUCGUGGCAAACUUACGUGGAUGAGCACUUGAUGUGCGAUAUCGAAGGGCAAGCCGGGCUGAAACUCACUGCGGCGGCCAUCCUUGGCCACGACGGCGCUGUGUGGGCCCAGAGCGCCACCUUCCCUCAGAUGAAGCCAGAUGAGAUAAAAGGGAUAUUGAACGAUUUUGAGGAGCCGGGGACUCUGGCCCCGACCGGUUUGUUCUUUGGGGGAGCGAAGUAUAUGGUGAUUCAAGGAGAGCCGGGCGCGGUGAUUCGUGGGAAGAAGGGGUCUGGAGGCAUAACUAUUAAGAAGUCGGGGCAGGCAUUGGUGUUCGGGGUGUACGAGGAGCCGGUCACGCCAGGUCAAUGCAACAUGGUUGUGGAGAGGCUGGCCGAUUACCUUAUCGAUCAGGGCAUGUAGAUGUGUCAUUGCUCAUAAAGGUCUCACUUCACCUUUCCAGGCUUCCUUUCAUACUAGAAUUUUCUUACUUUUUUCCUCCUUUUCAAUACUUACCUUUAAUAUUCCAAUUCUUCUUUUUUCCAUGUUGUUACCUUCUCAGAGCGGUCUAAUAAUUAAUAUCAAUAACGUACACCAAA